UUUUGAUUUUGUUUUGGUUUGAUUCCAUGCGAGUGGGGGUCCUUAUUGUUACCAGAUCCAAGCCGGCCCUUCCUUCCCUCCUCCUUCUCUGCUUAGGAUCCCUCCUUUGCAUUAUUUCUUCCCUUCCGUCCCUCGCUGUCUCAUUCUCCCAUGUUUUGAUUUACAUGCCACAUCGCAGCAGUAGUGUUGCACUGUUGGUCCCCGUGUGUAUGUGUGUGUGUGUAUUUUUGGGUAGUCUUCGAAGCAGAUUUGUGCACAUGCUUCUUCCCCUUUCCGUUCCUCCGUGUGGUGUGUCCCCCUAGACUUUCUCUCACUUUCCUUUCCUUUACUGGAGGGAUGCCAUCAUACAAGCCUACUUUGUAGGUGCUAACGUGUUGAGAAUCGUUGGUUGUCGCUUUCUCUCUUCUGAUUCUUGGGGGGUUUGAGGUGCCAACCCUGUUUGGCGAAGAUCGAGGUUUUCGUGGUUUGUGGGAGGGUGUUUUGCGGUUUAUUUUUUUAUUUUUUAUUUUUAAAAUUUUAUUUAGUUAUUAUAUACAUUUAUAUUUAUAUUAUAUAUUGAGUGAGAGUAGGGACUCGGCAUGUUUUAGGUCGAUGGUGUGGUUUUUGUCGAUGGGCACUCGAUGUGUAGUUUUUGUAGAGAGGGCCUCAUCUUGCAUUAGAAGAUUAGAUGAGUGGUUAUUGAUUUUUCCCUCUCGAUAAUGUCCCCACCUUCAGCUUCUGAGGCUGCAUUGUCGGGCGUGGUUCGAUUGCUCGGUUUCAAGCCUCGGUGGAAGACUUGUUUUAGUUCUCAUACACCAGUCGAGGACAAUGGAAUCGCAACAGUUUAGGUUGGGCAAGAACAUGUGGACGAGGGUGCCUGAUGAUGGAUAAUAGCAAGGAUGCUGAGAAUGUAGUUUUGAUUUGGCUGUGAUAGUUGCAACAACUGCAAAGCUCUAAGGAGUUGAUCGCACUGAAAGGCGGCAGGUCAGCGAGAGUAUUUGAAGCUGAAACCAUGCUGUGCACUUGCAAUAAUCAGUUCAAGUCCGAUGAAAAUAGGGGCUCUUUGACUCCUCAACUUCGGGUUCGAAAUGUUUCUCGACAGCUUUCUGAGAAGUUGAGAGACGGCGAGCUGAAGCUUCUGCAAGGUAGCAUCCGAGAAGCCGAGGUCUCCCUCCGAGAGGCACUCUCCAUCAAUAAUGAGGAGGCACGAGCAUUGCUUGGUCGUCUAGAGUACGAUAGGGGAAACUACGAAGGAGCCCUACAAGUUUUAGAAGACAUUCAGGCUCACAACUUCGGUACAAGCUUGCGAUUUUUCAUCCAAGAUUCCAAAAUACAGCAGAAGAAAGGAAAACCUGCAAAGGGUACUGAUGCUCUUGGCACUUUCUUACAUGGUGCCAGUUUGCUUCUAGAGGCGCUAUAUCUCAAAGCCAAGUGCUUGCAGGAACUUGGGCGGCUCUCGGACGCUACCCGAGAAUGCAAACUUGUGCUUGAUACGAUGGAGACAGCAACACCCGCGGGUUUGCCUGAUGAAUGGGGAAAUACUAGGAUCGCUCAAAUGCUCUCGAAAUCCGUGAAGCUGCUACCUGAGAUUCUUCUCGAAAUGGAUCGGACCAGCGAUGCAGUGGUAGCAUAUCGGCGUUCGCUUUUGCGUUUCUCCUGGUGUCUAGAUUCCCACGACCUGGUGCACAUCAUGAAAAGCUUUGCAAUCUUGCUUCUGUACGGGGGUGUUGAGGCUCCUCGUGCGAGCUUGGGGGCCCACGUGGAGGGUGCCUUUACCCCAAAAGACAAUACCGAAGAGGGCGUAUUGCUUCUGAUGAUACUUCUUCGCAUAAUGAACAAAGAGCAAGGCUACUUUGACUACACUGUUUUUGAGCAUCUCUCCCUUGCCUUGUCGAUAUGUGGCCAACUAGAGACACUUGCUCACCAGUACGAGGCGCUUCUACCAGGAACCUUGUCUCGACCUGAUCGGUGGUACAGCAUGGCGCUCUGUUAUGCUGGAACUGGACAAAACUCAGUCGCACUAGACCUUAUGCGGAAAUCCCUAGUGGAAUCGGAGAAACCCAAGGACGUGCCUUCGCUUCUCUUGGCAGCCAAAUUGUGUGCUGGUAAGCCUGAGCUCUGUGGUGAAGGGGUCGAGUAUACACAACGCGCUAUGUCGAGCCUGCCCCGAGGCGCCGUAUCAUACCGAGCUUGUGCAUUGCAUAUUCAGGGUGUUGCACUUAGUUCACAAGUCCAACUUACGCCGUCGGAUGCUAUGAAAACCAAGCUGCACGGACAAUCCCUUGAAGCAUUACAAGAAGCUGCUGCUCUUGACAAAGGAGACACUGCCAUCAUUUUUGACCUUGGUCUUGAACUUGCUAAUCAAAGAAAAUCAAGCUUAGCAUUAGAUUGCGCCAAAUAUUGCCUUGAUCGGGGAGCUGGAGCACGUGUUCAUGGAUGGAGGUUUUUGGCUUUGGUGCUAACAGCUCAAGGUAGGCAUGCCGAAGCGGAUGUAAUAUUGGAGUCUGCUUUGGAGGAGACAUCUCCAUGGGAGCAGGGGCCCUUGUUAAGAACUCGGGCUAAGGUCCAAUUAGCCCUGGGACAGCAUCUGCUUGCAGUCAAAACUUAUCAAGUCUUGCUUGCACUGUUGCAAGAGGAGAAAAAGGAGCACGAACUUGGUACCAUUGGCAGGGGAAAGGGGGGUCAAAGGGUAGAAGAGUCAGAUGUGUGGCAUGAUUUAGCUCAGGUGUACAUACAGCUUAAGCAAUGGGGAGAUGCUGAAACAUGUCUUGAGAAAGCUCGAGUACUGCUCGACUCUUAUUCUGCAGCCAACUGGCAUUACAAUGGAUUGCUUCGUGAGGAGCAGGAUCUACUGGAAGAAGCCAUCCUAUGUCAUAAAAAUGCCCUCGCUGUAGACUUAACGUAUGUUGACAGCAAAGUUAAGCUUGGUGCUCUUCUUUGGCAAGUAAAUGGUGUGUUAGCAAUCCCAGUGGUGAAGAGUUAUCUUGCUGAAGCCUUAGAAGCAGAGCCCACCCAUGAGGAGGCCUGGUACCACAUGGGCAUGUUGCAGAAGGCUGAGGGGCGAAGGCAUGAAGCUGCUGAGAGCUUCCAAGCUGCACUUGUGUUGGAGCAGUCCUCACCAGUUGAAAAGUUCUCUUCGAUUGCUCCAGCCUUACUCUGGUAAAUAUAUCAACUCGAUCGGCUUACUUUGGCCGAGCCCCUUCAGAAUGGGUUUCAGAAUGGGUUUCAGUGAGCAAUGCUCCGGCUCGAGAAUUCUUGACCACACGUGCUCUUAGUUAGCUAAGAAACCUCAGUAGAUGUUUUGCUCCUUUGAUAUUGAAACAGUCAUGUUGCACACUUGAAAACAUUUGUCUGGUCCCUAUUGAAGAAAAUAACAUAUUGGAAGUAGAAUUAUUUUUUACAGCUCCUAGUGGAACUGAUUGUACAUAAAGGUAGGAUCCCCUUUCUAAGGUCAGCUCUCGCUGCCAGGUUUUGGAGGGGUGAUUGAUUUCGAAGAACUUACGACGGUAGGAGAAAUCACAUACAAAAAAAACUUCAUUAAUGUGGCUUUCACAGGAAGCAUUUUAUUUAUUUUUUGUCAAA
Messenger RNA from Physcomitrium patens, 3561 nucleotides. Its product is annotated as protein NPG1. Gene Ontology annotation, molecular function: protein binding. The record is from RefSeq and is a predicted model, not a curated record. Lineage: Eukaryota; Viridiplantae; Streptophyta; Bryopsida; Funariales; Funariaceae.